AUGAAAAAUGGGUUGUUUACAACAAUAUCAAGAUCGUGGAGCAAGCCAGUUUGGUGGGAUUACAAAGGAAUUGUCUACUUUGAACUCUUACCACCCAACCGAACGAUCAAUUCUGAUGUCUACAUUGAACAACUAACGAAAUUAAACAAUGCUGUUGAAGAAAAGCGGCCCGAAAUAGAAAUCGAAAAGGCGUGGUAUUCCAUCAUGAUAAUGCAAGACACAUAUCUUAAAAUUAUUGGAGCUUGGUUGGGAUGUUUUGCCACAUGCACCAUCAGACUUACUUUUUGUUUCGCUCUUUACAAAACUCCUUGA
Cooperia oncophora is the source of this 312-nucleotide messenger RNA. NCBI's taxonomy places the organism in Eukaryota, Metazoa, Nematoda, Chromadorea, Rhabditida, Trichostrongylidae. The record is from the annotation of a GenBank genome assembly.